Leptopilina heterotoma is the source of this 6938-nucleotide messenger RNA. RefSeq lists its product as uncharacterized. Gene Ontology annotation, molecular function: protein tyrosine phosphatase activity. The transcript is spliced from 10 exons. Gene Ontology annotation, biological process: protein dephosphorylation. The record is from RefSeq and is a predicted model, not a curated record. Lineage: Eukaryota; Metazoa; Arthropoda; Insecta; Hymenoptera; Figitidae. The coding region runs from base 167 to 5227 and encodes 1686 amino acids.
GACACUUGAAAGAAAAGGAAGAAAAUAAUAAAUAAAAAAAAAAGAAGAAAAGAAAAGCUAUAAAGUAGAGAAAACGUCGUCAACUAUGCAGCAGCAGCGUAUUUACAUCUGUAACGUUUCGAUCUACUCGUAGAAACUGCGAGGAGAUCAAAACGAAUGUUGAGAGAUGUUUCGAAAAAGAACAAGACUUACAUCACAAGUAUGGACAGUCAUUUUUCUGCUGCUCUUCAACGAUGCACUAACUCAAACAACAGAAUCAAUUGCCAAAAUAUCAGCAGAAGAACCGUCAAAACUUACGACACGAAGUCGAACAGUUUUACGAAAGUUUAUAGAAGAUAGCAGAACAAAAAUUUCAAAUGAUGAGAAACACGACUCCAUUUUCACAAACUCGACAAACUUUCAUGAUGAAAUUGAGAGAAGCUCAACUCAUGAGAAAUCAAAACAAAAAGACUCAAACAACGAGUCCAUCAACAACAACGAGGAGAAAAUAGAAACGGAACCAUCACUGAAAACUUUUGAUUCCUUGGACCGUACAACUUUAGCAGAUCCAAUCCUGAAAUUAAAACUGUCGAAAAACAAUGUCAGCGAUAAGACUUCAAAACUUGUUCCAGAUGAAGAGAGUCUUCCUAAAACACCACGAAACAAAAGUAAAUCAAUAUUUUUAGAAGCCUUUAAUAAAGAAGGCACUAGGCACAAUAAUAAAAAGUCUGAUAUUGCCACACCCGAAUUCGAGGGCGCUGAUGAUUAUGAAAUUGAAGAACACGACAAUGAGCACAAGGAACCAACCACUCAAUCAUCAUCAUCAUCAAACAAAAAAGAAUCCCUAGAGAAUUUUGAUAUUGAAAAAAGAAACGAUGAUGAUGAUAAUGAUGAAAAAGAAGAUGGUUCCAAUGAUGAUGAUUCCCUUUCUCUGGUCAAUGACACCAACGUAAAUUUUAAGCAAACAGUUAAAAAUGAAACAAAUCUCAUUUCGGAGAGUGAUGACAGUAUCGAUAUAGAAUUUGGUCCCAAAAACGAUGUCGAAGUUGUGAAAAAUAUAACUCGAUCGCCGAUAAUGAGAAUAGUUCAAGCUGCUGAAGAGAAGAAAGGUUUUAUCAACACUGACAAAAGUUUCGUCGAUAAAAAAUUGAACAAACACGAGAGUGUGAAGAAUUUUACUAAAAAACUUGAAGCCGAUAUCAGUGGUGACUCGGUUAACGAUGUCGAUUUAAAGAACGAAAAACUUAAAAUUGAUAUAUCUUCUAAUCCACUUCCGUCGACAAAAAUAGAAAUCUCCGCAAAAGCAGAUAUCCCUCUGUUCAAACUAGACAUUUCUCCAUCAAAAAUAGAUGUCUUUUCAACAAACCCCGAACCAUCUCCAACCAAAACAGAAGUCAUACCAUCAAAAACGGAAACUUCGAAAGAAACAGAAAUUGCAAAAACAAACAAAGCUUCAUCAAAAGUAGACAUUCUUUCCCUCAAAACAGACGAUUCCUCUAAAAUUGAUAUCCCUUCGUCAAAUUUAGAUGACCUAUCCGUUGUCUCAUCAACAAAAUUAGAAAUUUCCAAAGUAGAUGCAAAUUCCUUCAAAGAGAACCCAGAAUCCCUAUCCAAAAUAACUUUAAAUUCUUCCUCAAUCGAACUUACACCAAGAAAAGAAACAACCAAAACAAAAGAGUCAAUCGGAAAUUUGUCCGAAUUAGCAAAAACGAACGAAAACGUUAGUCCUGCACCAAGAGCCCGCACAAUCUCCUUCUCAGGGGUAAAUGAAUUUAUACCGGAGAAUAUCGACUCGAAAAUUGUCACGACAAAGUCGUCUAUAAUUGAAAAUCCCGCGACAAAGAGACCAUCAUUUCAUCUUGAUAAAGAAGUCGAUGUGAAACCUUAUCCUUAUCUAAAGACUAAUAUCAAGAAAACAAUCGAUGAAUCGGAGGAGGCAAACAAAGCAUCUGGCUUUGAAAAAAAACUCGAAGAAUCCACCGAGGAAGUAUCGGCUUACGAGAAUACGAUUGGACGUCGAGGAUCUGAUAAGUUAGUUAUAACUGAACCUUCCGUUGUUAUUGAGAACAGCAUCCAGCAAUUUAAACCCACCUACUUCAAAAGGUCAGGCAACUCAACAAAACUCAAUACCACCGUUAGUGAUUUUGGACUCUCAACAACAUCCUCCGGCAGUAUCCAAGAUAAUACAACACCAUCUUAUCCUCCUUCACCAUCCACAAUUAAAUCUACUUUCGAAACAAAAGAAAUCUUCGAAACAAAAACUCCCACAAAGCCAGUCAUCGACAACGAACAAAAAAUUGAUCUCACCGAAAAUGGAAUCACUGAAACUAAUUCUCAAAAAGAUUCUCAAAAAGCUAAUUCGACCAAAAGUAAAGAUGUUACCGACAACAGUAACAAGAUAUUGCAGAAAAGUCAAGAUACUACAGAAAAAGUUAUCGAAAAAGGGUCUGAAAAAGGUUCCGAAAAAGAGUCCGAAAAAGUGACAGACAAAUCAACCGAAAGUCCUAAAAAUUCAAAUUCCGAUUCUCCGAAAAAUGUGGAAACAUCCGAAACUGUCGAGACUACAAAAGUAAACACUCCAUCCAGCGAGGAAAAUUUGAAAUUAAACCUAUACAAUACAAAUGCAACAGAAAAUUAUACGGAGCAUCCAAUAACGAAUAAAAUAGAAGUAGAGAAUAAAAAAAUAAUAACACACAACUUUACCGAAUCUAAUCUCAAGGAACCAGAAAUAUCAAAUACCGAAGCAACGAACGUUCUCUCGACAAUCGAGGCAAAUCUCAACAAGUCACAAGUUCAUGUAAAUAAUGUUAUUUCAACCUCGAUGGAAUUACCCGAAACAACAACAGUCGAGUACGAAUUUGUAGGAUUAAAGGAAACCACUCUCCCCACAGAAGACAUUUAUAGAGAUUCUGAAAGAUCAACAAUUCCCGGUACAACCACAAACACAUACAGACCAACAGAUCCUAAAUCCUCGACAGUUUCCAAUAAAUUAAUAGAAUCCCAUUCUAAUAUUUUCCCCGACUCCAGUAAAUCAACAAUGUCCGAUCAAUCUACCGACACUCUUGAAUCAUCAAAUUCGAACGAGUCAACUCUUUCCGUGAAAGUGACAAAUUCUGAUAAAUCCACAAGUGCUGAUAAAUCUACAAAUGCUGAUAAAUCUACAAACGCUGAUAAAUCUACAAACGCUGAUAAAUCUACAGACUCUGAUAAAUCAACUACCGAAGAGUCAUCAUCAACCCUCUCUUAUAUUCUUCGCGACGGAACAACGGAAACUAUCUCCGAAAUCGAUACCCAAAGUUCAGAAGAGUCAACAACAAUUGAAGAUAUAACAGACAGAAGUGAAUCAACAGUGAAUAAAUUCGCCACAUCUACUGAUAAGUCCUCUGAAGGGAGAUCCACUUCAGAGGAUAAAUCAUCUACUCUAGAAGUUGAACCCGACGAAACGACAAGUUCCCUACUAACUACUUUGAUUCCUAACGAAAAAAUCACCACGGAAUCUGUAGUUUACGAUAGUACAACAAAUAUCCCCGAUGUCGAUACUUCAACUAAUGGCGAAUUGUCAAAAAUAAAUACAACAAGUGUAGACUUUACGGAUGCUAAAUUAACAAGUGAAGCUCCAAUUAAAACAACAAUCGAUCAGCAAUUAACGGUGGCAGAUACAACUGCGAUGCAAACCUCAACUUCUCCACCUAAACCGAGAAUUAUUUCAGUAACUUCCGAGAGUACAAUUUCGAAAUCAAUAACAGAAAGUCCUAUGCCGACUCUUCCGCCUGAAGAAAUUAGAGUCUUUGUUCGAAUUGUUUUUGAAGGUACUUGGAGUGAUGUCUGUCCUCAUUUGGAAUCCAUGAGAGGAAUGAUUGCUAAUCUAUUAACUGCUGGGUCAGACAGAAUUGUUUCGCCCAGACAAGUAAUAUUCUAUCAAACUGAAUGCACUGAAGGAGUAAUGGCCUUGACGUCAAUGUCAUCUUCAGAAACUCCACUAACAGCUCUGCUGAUCUACAUUGUCGACGAAGAUGGAAAUUUCGACGAUUAUCUGACGAAACUUUUGCCAAAUUUAUACAAGGUGUCCAUGCCUACUAUAGAUUUCCCUUUACGAGUACGAAGCUUUCAAUUAGUUCAAGAAACUGAUUCCGGAAAUGCAAUAGCUGUCAUUGUUGUCUCAAGUGUGGCACUUAUUUGCUUAGUUCUCCUCGCAGGACUUCUAUUUAUAAUGAGAAAGAGGCAAACGAGAUUCAAUUAUGGGGAGAGAUGUCGUCCAGUUUCCUUAGACGCUUACAGUUUGGACAGCGUGUCAGCUUAUAACAGUGUUCGACGAAAGGGUGCAAUAAGAGCCUCAAAACGAAGUUACGGAAAUCCAACAUUUGAGGACUCAAGUGCAAUUCCUUCUCAUCCCUUGAAUUUCGCUGGACUCUCAUCAUUUUGCAACGAUGUGAAUGCGAUCUCUGAGGAAUUUACCGGAAUACCUCAAAUCACAGCCAAAAUAGAUGAGCUACCGCAAGGUGCUGAAGUGAAAAAUCGAUACGCGAAUGUAAUUCCACUUCCGGAAACUCGAGUACCACUCCAGAGGCUCAACAACGAUCUACUUACUGAAUACAUCAAUGCUAGUUACGUUCGGGGACCAAAGAAUGCAACGAAAUACUACAUUGCCUGCCAAGCUCCAACAGAGUCUUCGGUUACAGACUUCUGGCGUAUGAUUUGGGAGCAACAAUCUAAAGUUAUUAUCAUGCUUACGGAUCUCGUCGAGAAUGGAGUUGAGAAAUGCUCGGAAUAUAUUCCUCCCUCUGAAGUUACAGAUUGCCAUCGACUUUAUGGCGAUUAUCAAGUUACACUCAAGAAACGAGAAACCAAAGAAAAAUACGCAAUCUCAACCCUUUACUUGAAGAAUCUGGAGAAUAACACAUUCAGGGAAGUGUCGCACAUUUGGUAUCUUUGGCCUUCGAAUGGAAUGCCGGAUUCAGCGAGUUUAAUUGCUGUUCUUUUGGAGGCAAGAGCCCUACAAAGAGGUGGACCAGGACCAAUUGUUGUUCAUUGUAGUCCUGGAACGGGAAGAACGGGGACAUUAAUAGCACUCGACUUAGGAAUCAGACAAUAUGAGAUUACGCGAACAGUGGAUGUUCCACGAGUUGUUUACACGAUCAGAAGGGAUCGUGCUGGAGCUGUGCAAACUAAAGAACAAUACGCUUUUAUUUACAAGGCGCUCAACUUGUACGCGACAAAACUAUCAGGUGGAGCUCUGGAGUCAGCAUAAAUCGAUUUUACAUAUUAAAACUUCCAAACAAAUGAUUUUGAGAUUUUGUAAAAGACGGCCAACAAUACUGUGUGAUACGACAAAGAAGAAAAAGUCCCACCACCACAACAAUUUAUUUUUCUCUUUUUAAAAUAUACGUUACCGAAAGAUUAAAUGGCCCGACUAUAUAAUAAUGUGUGAUAUUCGGAAAUAUUGAUAUUGAGUAUAAAAGGCUAUCGUGAUUAAACUCUUUCUAUAAUUAAGGCUUUAGUGAGUACCAAAAGAGAGAAACUUUUUUUUUUUUUUUUUUAUUGAAGAAAUACUUUUUUUUUGAGAAAUUGAGUUGAUAACACUGAAUUGUAAGUAUAAUGAUUGUUGAAUGUACGUAUGUAAAUUAAUGUAGUAUUGAAGUUUAAGUUUCAUUUUGUUAAAAUCUAGAAGAAUUGAAGACUUUAAUUUCAAUUAAAUUGAAAUUCAUUAUAAAUAUAAAGUAAAAAAAAAUAUAUAGUAAAAAGUAAAAUAAUAUAUUUGUAGGGAAAAGUCUCGUCUUCUAGAUUUUUGUUUCAAAAUGCAGGGUUUGUUAUUUGUUGAUUUUAUGUUUUAAUUAUAGAAUAUAUUGAAAAAAUUGUAGCACAUAUGGCUCUCUGUUAUUUUGUAUAUAUACAUAAUUAUAUUAUUUAGAAAAAAUCGCUAGACAAAUUAUAUAAUCAUUUUUUUGUAAUGUGAAACUCAGUUAUGUUUAGAGCUUAUUUUUUAAGUUUACAUAAUCAAAUACUUGUAUUUCUUUGUAAAACUCAAUACAAAACGAAAUUGCGUUAUACAAAGAAAGAACUAUUCCAUUUUUUUUUAUAAUAUUCACAUAAAUCUUGUCUUUCAUUUUAAUUUUUAUUCACUAUAUUUUCUUAUAUUAAUCCAUCGUAAAAUUCCAAGAGAACAAAAAUUCGAAAAAAGCAGUAGUUAAAUGAGCUAAAAAGCACAAUAAAUCUAUAGACUAGAUUUUUAUUUAUAGAAAAGUUUACUAAAUAUUAAACAAUAUUGAAUAUAUUGCUUACUACGAGAUUAAAUUUUAAAAACGAAAAACUUUUUCCCGAAACAAAUUAGAAGAGAAUUUAAUUUAAUUGUAUUUUUUUUAUAAUUUAAGAUUAAUUUCAAAUGGCUCAACUUUCUCGUAAGUAAUUUUAGAGAAAUCAUAAUAGGUCUCUCAUAAUAAACAAUGAGAAAAAAGAAUUUACAAUGUUCAAUGUUUAAGACUGUUUAAAACUUAUACUAAUUAGUACUAAAAACUAUUUGUUUUUUUUUAAAUGUCUCGGUAUUAUAGAAAAUAGAAAAUAACUGGAGAAAGUAUUGAAAACAAGAAUAAAAAAGUAUUAAAGAAACAGAAUUUUUAAAUAUAAAAUUAUAGAAUAUCAAAAACGAAUAAAUAUAUAAACAUUAUUAGAGGAAUCUAAAAUAUAAAUAUCGCCUCUCUUAUACUCUCUAAAAAAACAAAGUAAAAUUAUCGCUGCGAAAAAAAAUUUUACUCUAAAAACGAAAAAUUUCUGUUUAAAGGAAUAGUGAAUAUUAAAAAUUUUUUAAAUGUAAAUAGAUAUUAUCGAUAAGACGGAAAAAUGCGCUGAAAUCGUCAAUGUAAUCGAAAAAUUGUAACCAUACGAACAAAAAAUCAAUAUUUGAUUUUUAUUAUAUGUCGAUAAAUGUAAAAUGACUAUGAUAAAUAAAGAAAAUUCAAAUUCAA